CACAGGACAGUGCAGGGAGAAGACACAGGUACAGAUGUACAUUAGAGUUGAGCUUAGAAGUAGAAGUUACUGUAUUUGACCACAAAUUUGUUAAGAUGUCAGAGGGAGUCUAUGAAAACUCAGAACGAUUUAAAGACGAUGAGCCUGAUGCAAUGAAGAACACAGACAUUGAUGGCCAAUUAUAUGCCAACGUAAAUGCCUUCAAACCCAGUACAAGAGAUGGAGUUGUUGCUUCAGUACAUGUUCAGUGGUGGAAGAGACCCUCUGGAGUUGCUGCAGUGUGUCUGGGGCUGCUGUGUGUUCUCCUACUGGCUGGGAUCAUAGGCCUGUCUGUUCAAUACAGCAACGUCUCAAAGAAUUCAUCUGCAGCAAUAGACCAGCUACAGACCAGUUAUAACACCAUAACUAAAGAGAGAGACCAGCUACAGACCAGUUAUAACAACCUGACUAAAGAGAGAGACCAGCUACAGACCAGUUAUAACAACAUGACUAAAGAGAGAGACCUGCUACAGACUGAGAGAGAUGUUCUUAGCGGCAGGCUUUCCAAUCUCAAAAAAACCUGUCCUGAAGGAUGGCAGAAGUUAGAAUCAAGUUGGUACUUCCUGUCUACUGAGACUAAAACCUGGGAGAAGAGCAGACAGGACUGUCUGGAGAGAGGAGCAGACCUGGUGAUCAUAAAGAGUGAUAAGGAAAAGCCAUUUCCCUUCAAACUCAAGAAGAGAGUCUGGAUUGGUCUGACUGACUCUGAUAAUGAGGGGACCUGGAAAUGGGUGGACGGCACCCCACUGACCACAGGGUUCUGGUAUGAUCCACAGCCUGAUAAUGGUGAGGAGGACUGUGUUGAGAUACACACAGAUCCUCUGAAGGCAUGGAAUUACUUGUCAUGUUCUGAGAAUCGUCACUGGAUUUGUGGGAAAGGUGUUUAACAUCACCAUGACAAUAUACUGUAACACAUACAGCAGCCUACAGUGCACAGAACUUCCUCCUUCACUCUCUCUCUCUCUCUCUCUCUCUCUCUCUCUCUCUCUCUCUCUCUCUCUCUCUCUCUCUCUCUCAAACCCAGACGCACACGCAUGUUUUAUUUGUUUGUAUUAGCAUAUUAAUAAAAGUCCAACUUAU
Molecule: messenger RNA, 1119 nt
Organism: Oncorhynchus mykiss (rainbow trout)
Lineage: Eukaryota; Metazoa; Chordata; Actinopteri; Salmoniformes; Salmonidae
Source: RefSeq, a predicted model, not a curated record